Phlebotomus papatasi is the source of this 1672-nucleotide messenger RNA. RefSeq lists its product as uncharacterized. The record is from RefSeq and is a predicted model, not a curated record. NCBI's taxonomy places the organism in Eukaryota, Metazoa, Arthropoda, Insecta, Diptera, Psychodidae. The coding region runs from base 800 to 1639 and encodes 279 amino acids. Gene Ontology annotation, molecular function: nucleic acid binding; zinc ion binding. The transcript has 2 exons.
AUUUUGUUUUUUUUUUUUUUAUUGUUCCAAGAGUUUUCUGGACAAGAUUACUCUGAAAAUUGGACAGCUCUUAAAGCCACCAUAACUGUCCAAUCUGAAAAUUUCAUUUUCUGCGUAAGACUUCUGGGGGAAACUACUUAUUGAAAAGUUUGUUAAAAGUUAAGAAAAUAUUAAUUAUUCAUUAUUAAAUGGGUUAAAAAAAUGUUAACAUAUUAAUUUCCUAACUUUGCAAAGCUCUUAAAUGUUAUAUGUACCUUUAAUAAUAUAUUAAUUGUAAUUUCAGCAAUUCAUCACUUGCUAUUGUGACAAGAUAACUUUCCUUCUGAGAUAGUUCGGCUUGUGAAAACGUAUUAGAAAAUUAAUAUACUGUUAAAAUAAUAUCCUAAAGUUAUAACCUAGCAUGACAUCAAAUAUUGAACUUACUUUGCAAUCUUGUCCUUCAAUUUCAAAAUUUUAAUAUUGUCAUACCAAAGGUAUAACGUGUUGAAUGUUGCUAUAUCAAAUAUUUAUAAAGUUAUUGAUAUAUCGGUGAUAUAUCGAACGAUAUUAAUUAAUUAAUUGAUGAAAUGCAAGAGGCGACACUUGUUCAUUCCGCAAACGCUAUAAAUCUAUUGUAUCAAAAAAUACUCUCUCUCUCGACAUCCGACUGUCCGUGAAUAAAGACAUAGUUAAGUGCACCUCCAAGUCUUUUUACUUUUUCCAUCGCCAAGUUAUAAAACUGGCGACGACGAAGAACAAUAGUGAGGCCAGUAGUGAGGCUAGUGAUCAAGUGACUACCCCUACGACUUCGCGUGUGAAGAUGUCAGCGUUACUUGGCUCAAUAGAAGCAUUUUUGCCAGGUAUGAAUUUCGCGCAUUACAAAAGUCGCAUGGAUCACCUCAUGGCGGCAAAUGACAUCGUGGAGGAAAGCAAGAAAAAGUCGGUAGCGAUAACUCUCAUGGGACCAAUCUGCUAUGGAAAAUUGGUUUCCCUAUUAUCGCCAGCAAAGCCUGAAUCGAAGACUUACAAGGAUAUUAUGUUAGUGCUACAAGAACACUACAGUGAAACCAACAACGUGAUAUCCGAGCGCUGCCAAUUUAACAUGCGGUUCCGGCGUGAGGCAGAGUCUGUGGAAGAUUACAUCAUCGAGCUGAAGCACAUGUCCGAAGAAUGCAAUUUUGGUGAAUUUUUGGAUGAAGCACUCCGUGAUAGACUCGUGAGUGGAAUCAACGACCAGCAAAUUCAAUCCAAAUUAUUCCUGGUUCAGGAUUUGACCUGGGAAAAGGCAAAAAACAUGUGCAUUGCUGAAUUUCGCUCGAGACGUAAUGUGAAGUCAAUGGAGUCUGCAGUGUCUGGACUGAACAAAGUGGAGAAAAAACCGGAAACAACGGUACAACGAGUACAAAAGAAGAGCACACCACGAGGCAAAGGGAAAAAGCAUCGCUCUCAAAGCAGUAGUGGCCAAGGCAAUGAUAGAGAUUUUUCGUGUGGACGUUGUGGCUUGUCUCAUGGCAAGAAUGAAUGCAGAGCUACCAGCAGCACGUGCCGUCUAUGCGGGAAGAAAGGCCACUGGGCUGCAAUGUGCCGUACCAAAAGUCAGAUAAGUACUUCCGGGAAUCAGCAUGGUCUUCAGGUUGAAUGGCAAGGAUAUAACCUUUGAGGUGGACACGGGAGCUGCGUGUACGGUAAUGGG